GAGACUCCGAGUCAAUAUGGAACUCAUAACUCAGUAGACUUGGGAAGAGUUCUAUUUUCCUCCUCCUGCUGCAGUCUUUCUUAUCUGCAAAAAGAAAAAGAAAAAAAUCUUAAAUUUGAAAAUAAUCAUUCAUGGCGAUUCGUUUAGCAGCAAAUCCAAUCGGACUUAACAGAACCCGCCCAUUUUAUCAAGUACAGCCCACAUCAUCUCAAGCAACUCUACAGCGAAACAACUUUCUUCAUCUACAAUCUAAUACCACAAAUCACACUCGUGAACUUCGAAGAUUAGCUUGUCAGAAAAAUCCAAACCCUAAUCCAGUCGAAUCGGAAAAUCCAAUUGAUGAGCCGAAAUCAGUGGAGGAGAGUAAAGUCAGCGAAGCGACGAGCUCGCAAGCUGAAAAUUCAGGUUCUGUUGAAUUUCCAAAUAAGGGGAUUAAUAGACGGAUAGCUGCAGUGACUAGUGUUGCAGCACUGGGAUUUUUUGUAUCAGGAAGACUAGAUGUUGGUGGUGCUGGCACCUUAAAGGACCUUUCAAAGGCUGCCAUACCUUAUGAAACGGCUAUCACGAACGGGAUGCCUACGGUUGUGGAGUUCUAUGCUGAUUGGUGUGAAGUCUGCAGAGAACUAGCUCCAGAUGUGUACAAAGUUGAGCAGCAGUACAAGGAUCGUGUAAAUUUUGUUAUGUUGAAUGUGGAUAACACUAAAUGGGAACAGGAGCUAGACGAGUUUGGGGUUGAGGGUAUUCCCCAUUUUGCAUUUUUGGAUAGAAAUGGAAAUGAAGAGGGCAAUGUUGUGGGAAAGCUACCAAGACAAUAUUUGGUUGACAAUGUUGAUGCUCUUGCUAAAGGGGAAGCUUCAAUACCCCAUGCUAGGGCUGUAGGACAGUUCUCUAGUGCUGAAGCAAGGAAGGUGCAUCGAAUUGCUGAUCCUAGAAGCCAUGGUUAAACGGAAUACUAGCCUUAGGCAUUCCUGUUGCGGGUGAUUACAUGUAUAAAGGUUGAUGAUCGAUUCUUUGGGAAUUCAGCUGCUGAUUGUAGUUUGCUGGCCUUGGAGGAUACAUGCCAUGUGUUUCAUCUCGAUAUUGUGCUUUCUCAAUGAGAUCUGGUCCCAUGUUGUAAUUACAUAUACUCACUUGGGAGAUAUUCUUUCUGUUGUGACUCCUCUCGAGCAUUAAUAUACAUGAGAGAAGUCUUGGUGGUACCUUAGUAAUUGUUAUUAACAUCUGUUGUUUACAUACAUGCAAAAGUGUACAAGAAACUAAAAUUAUUUGCUUUGAAUUUUAUUUUUUUCUUGAACUAAAGACAUCAAGUUGUUACUAUAGUUUUUUUUUUU
Papaver somniferum (opium poppy) is the source of this 1331-nucleotide messenger RNA. RefSeq names its product thioredoxin-like protein HCF164, chloroplastic. The record is from RefSeq and is a predicted model, not a curated record. The transcript is spliced from 5 exons. Lineage: Eukaryota; Viridiplantae; Streptophyta; Magnoliopsida; Ranunculales; Papaveraceae. Gene Ontology annotation, biological process: cytochrome b6f complex assembly. The coding region runs from base 132 to 944 and encodes 270 amino acids. Gene Ontology annotation, cellular component: chloroplast thylakoid membrane.